GGAAAGUGCUCCAUUAUUGCCUGUGACAGUCUCUCCUUCCCUGCUCCCCUUCUCUUGAUUUCAGGGUUGCCCCUAUCUACGUCGGAGAAGUUGUUCCGUUUCCAUGAGGCAGGGCUGUUGUUCAGUGUGGUGGGGAAGCUCUCCUUAGGGGGAUUUCUUGCUUUCGGCCUGGGCUUCUCCGAGUUCCUCUUGGUUUCCAGAACCUCCAGCCUCACUCUCUCCAUUGCUGGCAUUUUUAAGGAAAUCUGCACCUUGUUGCUGGCCACUCACUUGCUGGGAGACCACCUGAACCUCCUGAACUGGGUGGGCUUUGCUGUCUGCCUAUCGGGAAUCUCACUGCAUGUCACUCUCAAAGCCUUCAGUUCAAAAGGUGAAAAGGAGUCAAAGCUACACAAAGGGACCAGCUCCAGCCCUGACCUGGAGCUGCUGCUGCGGCGCAAUGAGGCUGAGGAGGAGGAAGAGGAAGUUGUAACUGAGCUACAGCACUAAUUUGGCCCUGAGCACAAUGCCCCUGCUGCAUCUGAUCAUCAGACACAACUGACAACUGAGCAGCAAACAGGUCCAAGAAUCUUGGACUGCCAGCUCCUCGAGGUUGGGCACAUGAGAGAAGAUGGAGCUGGUGAGGGGCCCGCUGCUCAGCACCCACAGACCAGAUCCAUGGAGCCUGUUUGGGUGGAACAGGCAGCGCUAGACGCUUCCCCUUAAAAGGGAUUGGAAGAGAAACCUCCCAGCUGUAGUGUGGGGGAUGGGGCGGGGAAACUAAGAUUGUAGAACGAGGGGAGCCCACAGGCUGCAGGUCAUGGACAUGAGGGUCAAGGCUCACUAGGGACUCUUCCUCCAACUUGUUCUGGUGUUGGCUCCAAAGAGAGAAGGCAGAAGGGCCCCUUUGGGGCUCUUUCCCCACAGCUUUGCCAUUCAGAGCCCUUACGUUCUCUGAAGUUGAUGGUGAAAUAGAAAAUCUGGGACUUGCCCCCAUGGGGCAGCCAUUGUACCCAGUAACCUGUUCUCUUCGCAUUGUGUGCUGGGACCGAGGAUACUCCCUACUUGUUAUUGGGGACCAAUCCAGGCAGGAUAAUCAGGGAAAGAGGUGCACUGCUGGCCGCGUGGGGCUCUGCAAGGCAUU
Molecule: messenger RNA, 1123 nt
Organism: Terrapene triunguis (Three-toed box turtle)
Lineage: Eukaryota; Metazoa; Chordata; Testudines; Emydidae
Product: solute carrier family 35 member C2-like
Exons: 3
Biological process (GO): UDP-glucose transmembrane transport
Cellular component (GO): Golgi apparatus; cis-Golgi network; endoplasmic reticulum-Golgi intermediate compartment
Molecular function (GO): antiporter activity
Source: RefSeq, a predicted model, not a curated record